CUUGUAGCGUCUGCACCAAGUCUGCAAGCGAGCAAGCAAUUUUAACAGUAAAAAAUCGGACAGCUCCGAAUCGGAAUUUCACGGGAAGGAAUUAAAGUCGCUGCAAAUUCUGGGGGGAAAAAGACCAAAGAGAGAGAGAGAGAAAGGAAGCCGAGUCGGUCUUGAGAGAGAGGGGGGCGAGCGUUUUCGCUCUCAAGGCAGGGAAAAUUCGAUGAUGACCAUGACUACGAUGGCUGACGGUCUGGAGGCGCAGGACUCGUCCAAGUCCGCUUUCAUGGAGUUCGGCCAGCAGCAAGGGCAGCAAGGCCAAUCCCAUUCGGCGCAGAGCUCGCCGUCCAUGGCUGGCGCGCACUACCCGCUGCACUGCCUGCACUCGGGCUCGCACCACCACCAGCACGACAACACCGCCGCCUACCCGGCCGGCAACACCUACAACCGCUCCCUAGCCUACCCUUACGUGAGCCACCCGCACCACAGUCCCUACCUGUCCACCUACCACAACAACACGGGAGCGCAGACGCGGUUAGACGGCGCAGAGCAGCAGAAAACGACGGUGAUCGAAAACGGGGAGAUUCGAUUUAACGGGAAAGGGAAGAAAAUCCGCAAACCAAGGACGAUUUAUUCCAGUUUGCAGCUACAGGCGCUUAAUCACCGAUUCCAGCAAACCCAGUACCUCGCUUUACCUGAGCGGGCCGAAUUGGCCGCAUCGUUAGGCCUGACCCAAACCCAGGUAAAGAUCUGGUUCCAGAACAAGCGCUCCAAAUUCAAGAAGCUCCUCAAGCAAGGUGGCAACCCGCACGAGAGCGACCCAAUGCCGGCAUCCAUGAGCCUCUCCCCCCGGUCUCCGUCCAUCCCCCCAAUAUGGGACGUGUCGGCCUCAUCCAAAGGAGUAAACAUGGCAGCCAACAGCUACAUGCCCGGCUACUCUCACUGGUAUUCAUCCCCGCACCAGGACUCCAUGCAGAGAUAGACUUUUCCAAACCGGGAUUGGGAGUUUAAAAGCGGCCUAACGUGAGAGGACCGGCCGCCUCCGUAUGGAUGUCCCAGAUGUGGAGGAACUGACAUUUUUACGUGACUGUCCUGCUGUCACCCGUCACAAAAUAUCGUCAGUGACAUCCAAGCCAAGUUCCGGCAAAAACUGACCCACGUGGUCUUAACGUGGACUUGUACACUGCUCAUUUUUCAGGGGGGGUGGAUGAGUGUUUGUAAAUAGAAUCCGCCACUUCACUUGUACAUAGACUUUUUAUGUUCUGUCAGAUUGAGUAAAAGCGUGACUCCAAACAUGCUUUUUGUGUGCUUUAAAGUCAAAAUCCGA
Molecule: messenger RNA, 1315 nt
Organism: Corythoichthys intestinalis (scribbled pipefish)
Lineage: Eukaryota; Metazoa; Chordata; Actinopteri; Syngnathiformes; Syngnathidae
Gene: dlx6a
Product: distal-less homeobox 6a
Exons: 3
Coding region: 212-970 (252 amino acids)
Biological process (GO): negative regulation of transcription by RNA polymerase II; cell differentiation; embryo development
Molecular function (GO): RNA polymerase II cis-regulatory region sequence-specific DNA binding; DNA-binding transcription factor activity, RNA polymerase II-specific
Source: RefSeq, a predicted model, not a curated record